AUGGCACCCACCGAUGCAGAUAAGAUGAUGUAUUCGGACUCCGACACCCGGGUCGAGGUCGGACGCCUCAUUCACCAUCUUGAACGCUCCUUUGCCCUCGAAGUCACCCUCGAUUUGGUGAAGGGGGCCGAUUUCUUCUGUCACAAACCGCCCAUGCACUUCCAUGUGCAAGAAGAAUAUAUUGAAUCAAUUCAAGGCCGCCUGGUGCUGGAGAUUGACGGCCGGGAAGUGGUGCUAAAGCCAGGUGAUGGGCCUUACAGCAACAAGCCGUACAAAGACCAUCGAUCGUACCCUCUUUCGCUAGAUCGGCAAUAA
Messenger RNA from Penicillium soppii, 315 nucleotides. RefSeq lists its product as uncharacterized. Bases 1 to 315 code for a protein of 104 amino acids. The transcript has 2 exons. Lineage: Eukaryota; Fungi; Ascomycota; Eurotiomycetes; Eurotiales; Aspergillaceae. The record is from RefSeq and is a predicted model, not a curated record.